AUGGCAGAGAACCCGAAUGAAGAAAAAGAAACGGUCCGAGUGACCUCCUGCUGCUGGUUAAGCAAAAGAAAGAUAAGCAACCUAAACAGAAACAAGAAUACAGGAAACGACAGUUCCCCUGGGGGGGUCGAAAUACAGGUGCCCAAUUUUAACAUAUGUUUGACCUCCCUAAGUUUACCAAUUAUAAAAUUAAAAAAUGACUUGGACCGCAUCAGUGAAAAUAAGCAGAUAACACGGUUGAGGGAGAAUAAGGGGGGACAGAAGGGGCACCCGAAUGGCUCUUUUAAUAAGAGGGCAGACGCAGACCGCGAGAUGUGCAAGACGCACGAGGGACGCCUCACGAAUGAUGAUGAAGUAUGCUCCAUGCUACUUCGAAGCAAAGCCUUCAACGAAACUUGGAGAGUUCUUAACAGCUACAUGAAUUGCUUUGUUUACAAUUACGUUAACGAAAUGGUCCAUAAGGAAAUAAAUUUUCUCAACAAGAACUUGUGCCUCCGGGAUGACAAGGUGUCCCUGCUAAUCGUGAAGACGCAGACUUGCCCCUUCGUCAAUCUGCUACAAUACCGGGCGUUGUCGCAGAAGCUGAAGGAGGUGAAUGGGUGCACAGAUGAGGUAGCGGCAGAUGAGCGAAGCGGCAGCGGAAAGGCGGCGCAUGAAGGCGAAAAAGAGGAGCGCGUAGGUGCGGACGAAGCGGAUGCAUCAGCGCAAGACACAACAAGCACGUUCACAUACAACACAUUUGACAACCGAGUGGUGACAUAUACACUGCUACGGAAGAGGAGACACAUCGCGUCCUGCAUCGUCAACGUAUACACACACGACAGCGUGGAAAGCAUACUCAUAAGAAUUAUAAAAAAAAUAAACCGCAAGUGUUUCAUGAAAAUCGACAAAAAUAAUAUGAACGAAUUAUUUCAAAAAAUGGUAAAAAAGAAGAAAAAAAAAGUACUUAUUAUAUUUUUAAAAAAUUAUAUCAAAUUGAAGUCUUCCAUUUUUAGUGGCCUCCUCCUUUAUCUCUUACAUUUGAAGGAAAUUAAUUCAAUAAACAUAAGUGUGAUCAUUACAAAUAAUUGUGUCCUGUCUGCAUUAAGCAACUUGGAUUAUGUAGUAAAAAAAAAUGUGCAUGUAAAUAUAUGUAAUUUGUAUUUAAAUUAUUAUCACAUGAUUGAGAAUAUCAUGUUCCAUCCUUUUUUCAACAACGUCUUAUUUAAAUUGAAAGAAUAUUAUACAAUAAUUGAUUAUCUUUUUUUUUUAAAUCACAAUAUGAGUUUUCUUCAAGUAAAAUAUUUUUUCUACAUGUUCGUAAGAGAUUUUUUCGACAAAAAAAUUUUGUCUUUUCUUAAUCUCCCUCUGAUUUAUUUUUGCAAGCUUGGCAACAGGGGGAAGAACGUACAAGAUCAUUGUCCUGAGGGAGGAGAAAAAUACACCAAACAGUUUAGCACCUUCAAGGGGGAGAUAUGUAACCAUUUGAACCAACUUGAUGUGGGAGACCUUCGCCAGAAGUUUGUGUUGCUUCUACACGCGAGCAAUUUUGAUGAGGCGCACAUACGCCAUUUGAAGUCCAAGGGCAGGCACCAUACGCUCUACCUCAUGAGUGAGGUGUGCGCGGCUGGGGAGAGCAAUCAUACUACGGGAGCUAUGACCACCUGCGAAGACCCGGGCGGGCGGGGGACAAAAUUAUCAAAUGAGCAAAAAAGUCCCCCUCCCAUGGAAAAACGACAAAGCCAAGAAGAACCCACCAAGGGGAAGGGAAAAAACAAAAGACCGCUACUCACGGAGGGGGGAGAUAACCACAUGCAUAACACGCCCCAUCAGACAAGCAAAGAAUUUUCCAAAAAGAGGAAAAUAAAAAAUGGGUUCUUCUACAACUGCAUAAGAUGUCUCAAAUUUGCCAAAAAUGAACGCACAGGGAAAAGCCACCAAGGAGAGGAAAGCGGUGAUGAGAACGAAGGCAGUGUGCAGAAUGGCGUAUCCCCCAUGUGGAACGACCCAAAGGGCAAAAGUGAUUUUCCCCACAGAGGGGUUGGUGAAAACACCUAUCCAGGGGAUCCACAUGAUGAAAAAAAUUACAUGCACGAAAUAAUUCAACUGAUGAACAGGGACUCCAUAAAGAAGACACUCAAAUCGAGUGACCAAUACCGAAGCUAUUACUUUCAAAAUUAUGUUUCGCAUAAUAAAUUGGUGGAAGGUCUGUCUCCCAUGAACAGAAUAAUAAACAAAGAUUUCAUAGAAGAAUGUAACUGCAUAAAAAUGUAUGUCAUAAAUAACCUGACCGAUCAUAUGAAAAUGGAGCACAACUUUGACCACCUUGAAGUGCUAAAAAAGGAAUGGAAAAAUAAUGAGUAUUGGACAAUUCAGCAGUACGAACAUGUGCUAGCGAAAAUGGAAAAAAAAAUUCAGAAUGGUAAGGGGAAUAAAAAAAAAGGCCCCCUGGGGAAAGACGCAAUUAAGACGAAUAGCAAAGGUGCAGAAAAAUGCAACGUGGGAAAAAAGGAAAAUGGACAAGUCAACCCUCAAGUGGCUCUUCUCUACUUACAAAAAUGUCUUGCAAAAUCGAUCAGCAAAAGAAUGAUUACACUUUUGUAUAAAAAAAAAAAAUACAACUUAUGUCUUUCCAUUAUAAAUACAAUUUUAAAAAACAUCCCCUCGUACUCUUCCAUGAGGAAAAGAGUUCAUAUUUUGAAAGAUUUAUUUAAAAAAUACGAGAAGAAAUUUUUUAUUUACAACGUGAAGGAUCUUACAAAGGCAAAUGAAGAAAUUGAAAAAGAAUUUAAACAAAUGGUAAAUACGAUUUGUGACAUUUUAAUAAAUCUGUACAUGGGAAAAAUAAAUGUAUUAAAAAAAGUCCUCACUGACAUUUCAACUUUUUUGCAUAGCGUCAAGUAUAUUAUUAAAUUGGAAAAAUACAUAACUGACAAGCAUUUUUCUGAAUUGAAUUUGGAACUUUUUAUAAAAAAAUUGAACAUUUUAAUUGUCUUUUUUGAUUUCAUUAUCAAUUUGAAGAAAAAAAAAUGUCAAGAUAAAAUUUCUGCGCAAGAGUACCGGAGGGUCAAGUCGAAUGGAGAGAGAGGGGGGGGUUCACUAUUGGAGGAAAACAACUCCUGCUCUCCAAUAACCACUUAUAAUGGGGACAUGAGGAAAAUUGGCACCACCUUGAAGUGUGACGGGGUGUAUGGAAUGGGGGGGAAGGCCGACGAACACAGCAGCAGCACUACUGUAGAAUGUACAAGCCAAAGUGGUGACACACAAAACGUUACCCGUGACCUGGGAGGGAAGGUCAAUUUAGAAGAAAGCUUCUCCCAGGGCGAUAUUGAAAAUGGAAAACUGGCAAAACUACUGAGUACAAUGAGCGACUCAGACAUGGCUCUAACUCUUCUCGAAUUUGUCUUCCUCUUUUUUUGUGAAUUUUUUUACUUCCUCCUGAUGCCAUGUGUAUUUCUCCUCCCCUUGGUAAACACAUGUAUCACACACGACCAUUCCCCGGACGCACAGGAGCUGCUGAACAAAAAUUUACGAAUGAAGCUGCUGCAAGUUCUCUACCAUAACAAAUUAGAAUUAAAAGAUUUGAACGGCCCCAGCUGCAUUGCCUCAUCAGAGUUCAGCCGCCCUUAUAAUGAGGCAAAGAAUUGUGUACUUGAAAAAAGUGCGAGGGGAGGGGAUCCCCCCAAUUUGGGAGACCUCGUAGCCAAGGAAAAAGGGGAAAGAAGCAUCCUCCUCCCCGACGAUGUGUUGAAGAAGGGCAGCCAAAUGGAAGACAUGGUGAUUAUGUUUCACAUUAUUCAAAACUUGAACGCCAGGCACCUGAACAUGUGUAGCAUGUUUAUUCAGUAUGUUCAUGUGAAGCUGAACUUGAGCGGACAAGACGGUGAUCAUAGCCUCCGAAGGGGCGAAAACAAAUGUGACCGCAGUAGUGCCAUGCAAGGCAAUCCCCGUUCGAGCAGAGCACCUCCCCGCGACGCCUCCAACGUCCACUGCGAAUCCUUCCAAGAAUUGUUUUACCAUUUCGUUAUUGCAACCAUGUCCCUUUUUUAUUAUUUGAAAAUCAUUUACAUCCCAUCAGCCUUUGUGAAGGGAAAAGACGAAGCACAGGGGUCUCCAUCAUUCAGUUGCAAGGUGAGGGGAAUCGAUACGGGCGGCCACGACAAUCACAUGAUUAGUGCGAAUGAAAAUGGAGACUCACCAAACGUACGUCGUCAGAAGGGUUCAAGCGUGCUGAGCAGGUGUGGGGGUGGACGCGUCGAUGGUUUGGAGGAGACGGCCAAAGCGACCAGCGAUGAGGACAUGGCCAAAGCCCCCCUGGCACACGUAAACGGGGAAGCCGACCAAGAAUACAAAAAUUAUAUACUGGACAUGUUGGGGAGCAUCCACAUACGGAGGUUGAUAUUUGGGCGGGGGUACACCGCCUGA
Molecule: messenger RNA, 4404 nt
Organism: Plasmodium fragile
Lineage: Eukaryota; Apicomplexa; Aconoidasida; Haemosporida; Plasmodiidae
Exons: 1
Coding region: 1-4404 (1467 amino acids)
Source: RefSeq, a predicted model, not a curated record